This is a messenger RNA of Neodiprion fabricii, 6116 nucleotides long. RefSeq names its product polycomb protein Sfmbt (gene Sfmbt). The record is from RefSeq and is a predicted model, not a curated record. NCBI's taxonomy places the organism in Eukaryota, Metazoa, Arthropoda, Insecta, Hymenoptera, Diprionidae. Bases 328 to 3186 code for a protein of 952 amino acids. Gene Ontology annotation, cellular component: nucleus. Gene Ontology annotation, molecular function: zinc ion binding. Gene Ontology annotation, biological process: regulation of DNA-templated transcription; heterochromatin formation. The transcript has 10 exons.
UCGGUGAUUUGGUGUGAAGUAGAUAGAUACAGCAGCCCAAGGGAUUCCAACGGGAAGUGAAGAAUCGUAUGGUACGGCCCUGGGGUUUAAGGAGGGCGAUUGCGAUGGUGGGGAUGAAGCGAAUAGGCCUACCACGAAUGUUUUUCGCUAUUGUUCGGUGAUGUCGCGUAAAACACAAUUUUUUUAAGUGAAUCUCGGUUUACGGGUGAAAAUUUCGAUGAUAAUGUUCUUCGUGUCGAUCGGGAUGGAGUACCCACUGCGCGAGAAACACAGAUUGCGGUAAUACCGGGUCGAAAUCUCCAAAUAAACCCUCCGAAACCCUUUGUCAUGGACAUGCAGGCCUCCAAUGUAUAUACAUCCAUCCCUGGGAUGCCAGAGCUGGGGAUGGUAUGGAUGAGUGACAUGAUGAUGCAUGGGGAGCCAACACAUGAGUUAAUGCUAGACCCGCGCCAACCAGAAAGCCCUUUUUUCUCUCAUGGAUCUCAUUCUUUUGACGAUCUGCGUAAUCAUCACAUGGGCCCGCCUACUAUGGUGCGAUAUUUGGCCCCACAGUUUACUGCCGAAUGCUCAGAACCUGACGAAGCGAUGGAGGCUGUGGAUACUCAAGAAAUACAAAAUGAAUAUGACCCGCAAACUGGGCCAGAGAUGAGCGAGUACAUGACUAUAGAGGAUUACAUGGCUGAUGGAGAUCGUGAACAGGUGGUCACAAAUGCAGCUACGCAGACCCAAGACAAUCGAAACCGCAAGAUCAAACCUAUAAAACAUCCAGGCUUGGUCCUAAAGACUCCAAUUGCUUAUCAGCCACAUACAGAUUUGAACUUUAUACCUAUCCGUAAGGAUGGCAUUGCUGUGUGUGAAAAAUGUGGUGCAAUUGGUGUGAAGCACGCGUUCUACACCAAGGAGCGUCGGUUUUGCAGUAGAGCAUGCGCCCGAUCUUCAGAGCAUACUGCCCCUACAGCUGAUUCUACUUACAGUCCGUCACAUCCACAACAACGCACUUCAAGUAACCCUGCUUCACCAGAGGAUGUAAAAGCCAUUCCUAACGAGACGAUUGCUGAUGAAGAUGACAAGGAAUCGAGUGACUACUCGAAAGCUGAGGUGGAAAAAGACAAAGUAGUCGCAGAACCUGCAAUGCCAGAAGAUCUUCCAGUGAGGAGAAAACGCACGGCUGAAAUGGCAGGUUCUUACGAUUGGACCCAACAACUCACUGAGCCUGGAUUUUGCGCUGCACCGGUUUCCUGUUUUAAGCAUGCGCCAAUAUCCGAAAUAUGGGAUAAUAUAACAGUUGGGAUGAAAGUUGAAGUGGAAAAUACGGAUUGUGAUGAAGUUUGUGAAGCAUUUCCAGAUUCCUUUUGGGUCGCAACUGUGCUUCGUAUCUCUGGAUACAGAGCACUGCUAAGGUACGAGGGGUUUGGUCACAACGCAGACAAAGACUUCUGGGUUUCGCUGUGCUCAAACGAUAUCCACCCUGUGGGCUGGUGUGCGACCAUUGGGAAGCCCUUAAUACCACCAAACACAAUAGCAAACAAGUACAAAGAUUGGAAGGAUUUCCUAAUGAGGCGAUUAACUGGCGCUAGAACACUGCCAACUAACUUUUACAACAAGGUUAACGAUAGUAUGAAAUCUCGAUUCCGAUGUGGACUUCAUUUAGAAGUGGUGGACAAGAAUAGAAUUUCACAAGUAAAAGUUGCGACAGUGCAAAAAAUUAUAGGAAAACGUUUACACGUCAGAUACUACGACUCUUCUCCGGAAGAUAACGGAUUUUGGUGCCACGAAGACUCACCUCUGAUUCAUCCUGUCGGAUGGGCAAAGAAAGUAGGACAAACUCUGGAUGCGUACUCGGACUACUUGGAGCGUGUUUCGCUAGAUCAAUUGUGCGAAGAUGAUGCAAUAGACAGCUAUUUUUUGGCACAAAAGAAUCAUCAUUCACAUCAAGGUUACACGUUUCGUGAAGGGAUGAAAAUCGAGGCUAUCGAUCCUCUCAAUCUUUCUGCUAUCUGUGCAGCUACUGUGAUGCAAGUAUUAAAGGAAGAUUACAUCAUGAUUAGAAUUGACAGUUAUGACGAAGAUGCCAGCGGCGCGGAUUGGUUCUGUUAUCACUCGUGUUCACCUUGUAUUUUCCCAAUUGGUUUUUGCGCACAACAUGGAUUACCGCUAACACCUCCAAAAGGAUACGAUCCGACUUCGUUCACCUGGGAUGCUUACCUGGCUGAAACUAAUAAUAUCCCUGCACCUGUUCAACUUUUCAAUAGGGAAAUUCCACAGCAUGGAUUCAUUGAAGGAAUGCGACUAGAAGCUGCUGAUUUAAUGGAUCCUCGAUUGGUGUGCGUAGCUACAAUCACUAGGGUAAUUGGCAGGCUAUUAAGGGUACACUUUGAUGGAUGGGAGGAUGAGUAUGAUCAAUGGCUCGAUUGUCAUAGUCCGGACAUUUACCCUGUCGGGUGGUGUGACCUCGUCGACCAUAAGCUAGAAGGGCCCCGUUUGCUUGGCAAAAACACUAGUCCUACUGUAAAAUCACCAAGAGGCCUUAAACGUAAAAGUAAACGAAAACCGAAGAAAGGGGGUAAGGUGGCAUGUGCCAAAAGUAUUUUACCCCGGCAAAGUAGUAGAAUGGAAAGUCGUGAUCGUGAGAGAGAACCACAACCGGCACAAGGUACUAAAAUUGAGAGAGAACGAGAAUUAGAAAGUUUGCCGGAAGAGGGAGGCAGAGAGCCAGAAACAGCACAGGAACCGGCUGGACCUGACCAAACACUGCCAAGUCCUACUACUGGCCAAGGACAUGCUGAAAGUGAAACACGUAGUGAGGCCCAAAAUUUGAUUCCACCCAAGGGGAGAACUGCUACAUCUUAUAUUAACGUAACUUCAGCGAAUAAUAAAUUUAUUCCUCGGUUAGCGGAUGGUCUACAAAAGAAUUCAGAUUUCGGUGAUUUGGUGCCUGCUGAAUGGAAUGUUUUCGACGUUGCGCAGUUCCUUCGUGUCAAUGAUUGUGCCACGUAUUGUGACAAUUUUAGUAAGCGUAAAAUAGAUGGAAAUGCAUUGCUCACCUUGACUAAAGAUCAAAUUAUAGAUCUAACUGGUUUUAAAGUUGGGCCUUCCCUGAAGAUAUUUGAUCUUAUUCAACAAUUGAAAAUCAAAGUGAAUCCAGCUCAGGAACGGUUGAAACUAGGACUGAAAAAAUUAUUAUAACAAAGCUAGGAUAAUAGCUUAUCUUCGAUAAGAUUAUUAGUUUAGGAUAAACAUGGAUUUACAAAGUAGGCAACUGAGAAAACAAUUUGUUCCAUGCACUGUAACUCGAUAUGAUUUGCAAAUUUAUGGUGAUAAUGAUUUUUACAAACACGGAAAUCUUAAUUUAGCAGUGAAAUAUGCAAAAUUGAUUUGUUUGUGGUUCUCAGUAUGAAUUCAUGCAAACACAAACGCUACACCAAUUAUAGGAGAUUCUUAUCAAUGACUGGAUAAAAUUCUUCACUGUACUUAAACGGCUUUUGCUAUAAUCUGAUUCAAGUUCUAUAUCUGCUAGCACUUUCCGAAUUCUCGUAUGUGCUUUCAUCAUACUUACAAUUAUUGCUCAAUUCUGAUGCAAAGUAUAAACGCUGAGAAGUCAUAAACGAGCAUGUUGAAUCUUAACAGUACAGAAGACAUUACAAAACAUUUAAAAUCCGCAAGAUUAGCAUGACAAGGUAAACGAAAUUAAAAUACUAUAAUUACAAGUAUGAUUCGUAAAACGUCACACGUAUCUACAAAUUUGUAGGGAAGUUUCGAACAAGCCUAAUACCGUUGAUGUAGUAUUUAACGUUCUGAAAUUUUAGUCAACAAGGAAAAAAGUGAUUUUAUAGAAGUGACAAAUUCUUAAUUAGAGAUGACUUUGUUGAGUACAAAUUUUCACAAUUCAUAAUAUUUGAGAAAAAUUCGACAUGUAAUACCUAUAGAAAUAGGGCAACUACAGUUAGAGUAGUGUAUGUGGGACAACUUUGUCACACGUGGCGUUACGAGAAUUAAUGAAUAAUUUCGUAGUAGUUUACACAAAUAGUAAAUAUAUACAAAAAUAAGCGAUAAUCAGUUAAUACAAAUAGUCGGUGACAAUGUUGCCCCGCAACCUAUCGCUGCUCUUGCCCUACUUAACUUAUCUUUACUAUGCAAGUCGUGCAUACCUAUAUUUUAGACCAGACUUACAUUACACAUAAGUAAAGUAAAAUCCUUUAUAGUUUGCGACAUACAUGCAAUAAGAUUUUUUUCAGAAAUCUGAGAAGAUUCUUUUAUCUCACUUGACAGAAGUAAGGGAUAUUUAGGAUGUCGUGACAGGCCACUGUCAAAAUGUAACAUCUAAACCACAGUUUGACUAAAGCUUGCUCAACUUUCCCCUAUUUUGUUUAAAUUACCUAUGUAUCCACACUGGGUAUAAAAAGCAAUUCUGCUUUUUAAUUACAUUUGCUAUAUCUUAGAAUAAAUUACGUCAACAUAGAUUGUGCUAAACAAGUACGAACCAUUAGCCUAGUUAGAAUGAAUUUAAUACUGAGAACUAAUUCCAAAAAAUGGCCAAACCCAAAACUGGGAGUCAAUAUUACGAACAGCUUUUAAUUAUACAUAAACGUGAAAUACAUUCCUGCUUAAAAGCAUAUUACUCAUCUACAAAUUUGUGGUUUGCCAAUGCUGCACUCGAACAGUAUUUGGCUGGUAGUAAUUCUCAUUAUCCAAUGCGGCCGCAACGUGUAAAUCCAUUGUUUAACGCACUCCAUAUCAGGAAGAUGCAUCAGCCAUGUUGUAUGUACGUACAUCACUGAAUGAAAAGAAAAUGCAUUUUUGUUUGCCGAUACCUAAUAUCAUGUAGGUGAUUACAUUUCUCAGCACUUGUUUGUCUGUAUAAAUACUUGAAGCAUAAAAAGUUUGAAUAAGAUGCGAAUUUCCAAAAGUGGCUGGUAGAAUGGUGAUAAGUGAUUGUGUAAUGGCGCAUGCGUUUACCUGGCAUCUACAGCAGUAAAUAUAGCUUACUCACCGGUACAGUGAAUGAAACCAGUCGAUUUGAAUAUUAUAAAUUUAAAUCUAGAUCCCCCUCUCUCCCCUUGCAUCUACAAAUACUAAUUUAAUACGUCAAAUCGAGAAUGGCAUUUCUAUUAUUUAUUUAUGUUCAAUAAUGUCCUUGUGGUAAGGGACUGUUCUUUGAGAAAUGAGUUAUAUACCAUUAACGAAUUUGCAAAGAGAUUGUUGACGAAUUAUUUGUAGGUGCAAAAUACGAAGAUUGUUGACCCAUUGGACUAGGCUCAGUUUGCAAGGUAGCGGUUUAUCACUAACUCGUGAUAAUAAUUCAAUAAUAGUCGAACAUUGGCAGAUGCAUUCAUAUAAACGACGCGAGAAUUGAAAUUAAUGUUUUUAAUUAAAAUACCAAUAUUCGGACUGGUGACCGAAUAAAUGUUUUUGGCUCGGUUCUAGUUCCUGCUUCGUCAAGGUUCCUGGCAAUGUCCGACAAUGUUUUUUUCCAUCCGGACACCGAAGAUAUAUUUCAUGGUACGGUACUGGCUUGGGAUUAGUUUGGCAAUCGAUUCAUCUCCUGCCAUUUUGUAUGGAUAAAAAAUUUCCUCACCUUGUGAUUAAUACUUGUGCCAUUCCAUUGUUUCAAAAAAUAGUUCAAGCAAUGUCAGUGGGUAAUAGUUUCGGUACAGGGAAUUAAGUUAAAUAUUAAAACUUUACGACGAUGGAAGUUUUCUCAUCAAAAAGUGAUUCGAUUCAGCAGUUAAUCUUACUACAAUUUUUUUUCUAAAUGUCACUAACCGAUGAACAUAAUUUGGUGUAAUGGGUCAACACACGUUGCAGUAUACAUGAUAUAUAGGAUACUAUAAUAACGUCGUUAAUUAAGUCGUAUUUAAUUUACCCGAAAGUGAUAAUUUUAUUAGCAUUAUUUUUAUUUCUAAACAUAACAAAUAUUACAUCGUGGUAGAUAAGAUACAGUAUUUAUCAAUACGAGAUUCGAAUGAAAAUCUAGGGCCUCUAUUUUUAUUUGUAAGUUUGUCUCGUCGAAUAUUUUCUUUUAUAUUAAGUGAAGAGAAAAUUUAUGAAUAAUGAAUGUUUUACACUUGUAUUAUAAAGAUAUUUGCAAAUAACGAUAAAGGGGUCUUGUCUAAAAA